AUGAGUCCGGGCUCGCUGUUCGGUCCGCUACGCGGACUGGAUGCGUUUGGACGUACCACGGACGAUGUGCGCAUACGCACGAACGUCGGCGCCUUCCUCACGCUGCUAAGUGCACUGGUCAUUGCCGUGCUCGUGGUGACCGAGUACAUGGACUACCGGCGUGUGCAGACGUCGCCGCGGCUGGAGGUCGAUCUGAGCCGUGGCGAGAAGCUGGCUGUCAAGCUGAACAUCACGUUUCCGCGCGUCCCGUGCUACCUGCUCUCGCUGGACGUGGUCGAUGUGGUCGGCGAGAACCAGCUGGACAUCCACCACGACAUUGAGCGGCGCCGCCUGGACCGCAAUGGCCGGCGCAUCUCGCACGAAGUGGAAAAAGAGCUCGAGAGCGAGGCGGCGCGCAUCGCGGCUGAGCGCGGCCCUGGCUACUGUGGAGAGUGCUACGGCGGCGAGGCGCCGGAGUCGGGCUGCUGCAACUCGUGUGAGGAGGUGCGUGAGGCGUACGCACGCCGAAACUGGUCGUUCGCGACGCCCGACGAAAUUGAGCAGUGCCGCCAGGAGCACUGGUCCGAGCACAUUCGUGAGCAAAACCACGAGGGAUGCAACGUCGCCGGCGAGGUGCAUGUGAACAAGGUGGUCGGCAACUUCCACCUGUCGCCCGGGCGCACCUUCCAGCACAACAGCAUACAUACGCACGACCUAGUGCCGUACCUGCAGGGCAGCGGCGACGAGGUACACCACUUUGGACACAUCAUCCACGAGUUUAGCUUCGGCGCCGUGGACGAGUUUGCCAUGGCAAAGACGUCGCGUGCGCGCCGCCACGGCACGCUGAAGGAGCGCCUGGGCGUCAAGGAUGCCCUGGCAGACACGCGCAUGCACACGGAGGAGAGCAGCUUCAUGUUCCAAUACUUCCUCAAGGUCGUCCCGGUGGACGUCUACCGUUUGAACGGGUACCAUGCCAAGACGUACCAGUACAGUGUCACGUCGUACGAGCGCGACCUCGGGUACGACCCGACGCUGCGGGCGGACCACCCUAGCGACGGCAGCGGGCACGUCAUCAAAAGCGUCGAGGGCGUGCCAGGCGUCUUCUUCAACUACGAAAUCUCGCCGCUGCGUGUUGUGCAGACCGAGUGGCGGCACUCGUUUUGGCACUUUGUGUCGAAUCUGUGUGCGUUGGUGGGCGGCAUUGUCACGAUUGCAGGUCUCGUCGACGGCCUUAUUUACCGCUCGCGGCGACAGUUUAACUGGAACGGCCCUUCGUAUGGCGACGACACCGACGGUCUCGGGAUGGAUGCCAAGCUCCUGUAG
This is a messenger RNA of Malassezia sympodialis ATCC 42132, 1302 nucleotides long. RefSeq names its product retrograde cargo receptor ERV46 (gene ERV46). The record is from RefSeq and is a predicted model, not a curated record. Gene Ontology annotation, cellular component: endoplasmic reticulum membrane; COPII-coated ER to Golgi transport vesicle; Golgi membrane. Lineage: Eukaryota; Fungi; Basidiomycota; Malasseziomycetes; Malasseziales; Malasseziaceae. Gene Ontology annotation, biological process: retrograde vesicle-mediated transport, Golgi to endoplasmic reticulum; endoplasmic reticulum to Golgi vesicle-mediated transport.